Messenger RNA from Silurus meridionalis, 1669 nucleotides. RefSeq names its product epithelial membrane protein 3a (gene emp3a). The coding region runs from base 210 to 716 and encodes 168 amino acids. The record is from RefSeq and is a predicted model, not a curated record. Lineage: Eukaryota; Metazoa; Chordata; Actinopteri; Siluriformes; Siluridae. The transcript is spliced from 5 exons. Gene Ontology annotation, cellular component: plasma membrane.
UUGGUUUUUUUCCCCUCUGAAAAAAGGGAAUUACUCAGAGUGAGUAAGAAGGGGUGGAGAAAGAGAGAGAGAGAGAGAGAGAGAGGGGGACAGAAAGGGAGAGUGUGAUGACCAGGAGAGGAGAAGAGAAGUACGGAAAGCAGGAUACAGUUUGAAGACUUCCAGUUUCCUCCCUCGAGCUUUACAAGGAGUUUACAGAAGCAGACACGAUGGCGUGUCUGUUGACGUUCGUGACGCUGCUGCAUUUAAUCACGCUGGCCAUGGUGUUCAUUGCCACUACAGAGAAGUCUUGGUGGACGGUCGACAAGGUGGAGCAAGCGGAUCUUUGGAACAAGUGCAUCUACGACAACAACACAGACACGUUCAUGUGCACUACUGCUUCCGGGAAUGAUUGGUUGCAGUCGGUGCAGGUGCUCAUGGUCCUGUCUGUGAUCCUCUCCUCCAUGUCCUUCGUUGUGUUCGUUUGUCAGCUCUGCUUAAUGUCCAGAAGAGGUCUCUUUUACUUCAGCGGGCUUUCCCAAAUCUUUGCAGGUCUGACGACGUUUGCAGCAGUACUGAUUUACACUUGCCAAAGAAAAGAGAUCCUACAGAACCCUCGGGAGAACCAGGGCCAUUUCGGCUACUGCUACAUCCUGGCCUGGGUGUGUGUUCCUCUGAUGCUCGGUAGUGGGAUUCUCUAUGUGCACCUGCGCAAGAAAACACACACUACAGCCUGAGUCGACCAAACAUCCUGGAGAACGAAUCGGCUCUUCUAAUCGACUCUUUUAUAUGGGCCGACUCACAUAUACGAGCUGUAUUUUGUUUCUUUUACUUUUUGUAUUGUUGUGCUGUAGUUUAUUUUUAUUCAUUACAGAGAGAAAUGCACCAAAGGAUCGGAAACUUUUCCAGUUAAAAAUACAUUUAAGGCAAAAGGCAAAAAUUGAGAACCAAAAAACCGACUCGAGUCAAAUGUGAAUCAGUUGAUCCGACUCACAAAAAAGAGCCGAAACUCCAAUCAUUGACCGACAGCAUUUUCAUAAGCAAAUAUUAAUAAAGCCCAGUCAAGGGUUAAUUUUGCUUUAGGUACACAAAAGUCAGUAUAGUCACUGUACAUUUACCUCUCCGCCUGGAUCCAAAUCUUUUGUGAUUUUUAAAAGAAUAUUGAUUAUAAAGAUCUACAGACUAUACAUUUUAUCAUCUUCCCAUAGAUGGCGCUGUUUCCCAGUUAAAGUUUCUAAUGAUACUUUGAUUAUUUCAACUAUAUUUUUAGAGUAUUAUAAAUAUUUUUACUAAUCAAAUAUUAUGAUAUUUUUGUAAAUGGACUGAAAUAAAUUGGUUGUUUUUGGUAAAUGUCUCUUAUUUCUAAUAUACAAAAUAUUAAACUUUGUAGCUCAUUUUUGAUGUAAAUUUGUAUUUGUUGUCAAUUUGUAUGAUUCAUAUAAAUGUAAUUUAUAUAAAUAUAUUAACACAUACAUGUUUUAUAUGUUGCAGUAUUACAUUUAAUAAGAGAAACUUGCAUUGAUUGUACUUUGUAGCACUUUGAUUUUUUUUGCCAAAAGAUUUGUCUUUUUUGUUGUUGUUUUAUGUAUUGUACUAUAUAACUUCACUGUUUUAAAAUGCAGCAUUAACGCAGUCUCAGCUAGGAACAUUUUUGUGAUAUUGAAAUAAAAACCUAAUGUAUUGAAUGGUA